AUGAGCAGCCCGGAGCCACCCACAGAGCUCCCUGAGCCUGAUGACCCCACCGGGUUGACACAGCCCACGUACAGCAACCUCGGUGAGGUCCGUGCCCACCUGCUGCCCUCCAAGGCCUGCCGCCCCCGGACCCCUGGGUCCCCCUCCAGCGACCCACAGCCCCUGCCCCCACCCCUGCCCCAGAAGAUCCUAACCCGGACGCAGUCACUGCCCACACGCAGGGGCCUCCACCCCAGCUCUACCCAAGUAAAGCCGCCCCGGAGGCCCCUUCUGGGGUCCCACAGUGUGGACGAGAGCCAGGCCGAGGCAAGACCAGCCGGUCCCCCUGCAGAGCUGACCUUCGGUCUGGCCGAGGCCCCGCUGCGCCUCUCCCUCCGCGAUCUGCACAGCCCGGAGGCCGUGCUGGCUGCACUGGCUGCCCAGCAGCUGGAGGGCCUCCGUGCCAUCUACGUCCGGCUCCGCGCCCGGCUGAUGGGAGGCCACCCCGGGCCCUGCCGCCCCGGCCACGGCUUCCGCCUCCUGGACAGCUCGCCCUGCGCGGAGAGCGGGGACGCCCUGUACUACCGCGUGGUGCGCGUGCACGAGGAGGCCUGGCACAUCCUGGCGGCCAAGGUGCCCAAGCCCGGGGCGGACGUGCCCCACCCGUGGGGCCUGGAGCUGCAGGCCUCCCUGUCCCCGCACUUCAAUCUGCAGGGGCUGUGUGGCCUGGUGCCGGAAGGCACGCUGCCCGGGGCGCCCUGGAGGGGCGCGGUGGCGCUGGCAGCGGAGGUGCCCGAGCGCACGGUGGCGCAGUGGCUGGCGGAGGCCUGCGCGCAGCCGCCGGAGGAGUUCGCGUGGGCCGUGGCCCUGCAGCUCCUGCAGCUGAGCGCCGCCCUGGAGUUCCUGGAGGCCCGGGGCGCCGCCCUGAGCGAGCUGCGGCCGGAGAACUUGCUGCUGGCGGCCGCGCGGGGCUGUGCGGCGACGGGGCCCCCGCGCCUGCUCCUCGCUGACUUUGGCCGCGUCUGCCGGCGGCCCCCCGGCCCCCCCGGCCCCCACGCGCCGCAGCUGGGCCGCCUACUCCGCGCGCUGCUCGGCCUCGCUGCGCCCUCGACCUUGGCCUCGGGCCUGGAGCGCCUGGCCGCGCAGUUGACUCGCUGGCGGCCCUCGGCGGCCCGCACGCGGGGCGCGCUGCGGGCGCUGCUCUGGGGACCCGGGCCGGAGCUGCGCGGCCGGGGAGCACCGCUGGGGCCCUGGCUCAGGGCGCGCCGCGCGCUACUGCUCCUGCGCCUGGCAGAGCGGGCGGCAGGCGGGGAAGCGCUGGGUCUCGAGGACUGGCUGUGCUGCGAGUACCUGGCUGAGGCCACCGAGUCCUCGAUGGGCCAGGCCCUGGCGCUGCUGUGGGACUGACCCCAACCCUCGGCGAACACACCUGGCCCAGGCCUGCCCAGGAGGCAGGGCUGGGGCUGAAGUCAGCGUCUCCGUGAUAGCCGGGACAUCCCCUUGCUGCGGAGUCCAGGGCGAAGCAGAGAGAGCAGUGCCUGUGCUCCAGAGCCUCCGCCUGCGCUGAGAAUGGGGGUCAAGGGCUUCCCAGGGGUGCAGCUGCCCGUCCAGGGCUGGGGGCUGAUGGCCAGCGCCUCCUGUGUGGGCAGCACCUCCCUGAAGCCAGGCCCCCACACCUGUUCCAGGAGCGGACACCCCGCUGAUCACUGUCGAUCUGAACGUGUUCUGCCUUCCCCAGCAGCCAGGGCGCUCUUCUGGCAGCAGGGUCUGUCACUGUCACCAUGAGAGGCCAAGACCAGGACCAGAAGCAUCCCUGGCCCUGGAGCACCCCCCUGUGCGGAGAUGACCGGUG
Saimiri boliviensis boliviensis (Bolivian squirrel monkey) is the source of this 1831-nucleotide messenger RNA. It is a transcript of the gene PEAK3, whose product is annotated as PEAK family member 3. Gene Ontology annotation, cellular component: actin cytoskeleton; focal adhesion. Gene Ontology annotation, molecular function: protein kinase activity. Gene Ontology annotation, biological process: protein phosphorylation. The record is from RefSeq and is a predicted model, not a curated record. Lineage: Eukaryota; Metazoa; Chordata; Mammalia; Primates; Cebidae.